AUGCUUGGUGAAGGUGGCUUCGAUCCCGUUUACAAGGGGAAGCUAAUGGAUGGUCAAGAAAUAGCAGUGAAAAGGUUGGUGAGGACGUCAGUGCAAGGAGUGGAAGAGCUUAGAAAUGAAGUAGUGUUGGUUGCUAAGCUUCAGCACAGGAACCAUGUAAGGUUGCUAGGCUGUUGCUUGGAAGGAGAAGAGAAGAUGCUUGUCUGCGAAUACGUUCACAACACCAGCCUCGACUCCUUUCUAUUUGAUCCAAUCAAAUGCCUAGAACUUAAUUGGGAAAGACGAAACAAGAUCAUCAUAGGGAUCGUUCGAGGUCUUGUUUAUCUCCACGAAGACUCAGAUUAA
This is a messenger RNA of Magnolia sinica, 345 nucleotides long. RefSeq names its product cysteine-rich receptor-like protein kinase 34. Gene Ontology annotation, biological process: protein phosphorylation. The transcript has a single exon. The record is from RefSeq and is a predicted model, not a curated record. Bases 1 to 345 code for a protein of 114 amino acids. Gene Ontology annotation, molecular function: protein kinase activity; ATP binding. Lineage: Eukaryota; Viridiplantae; Streptophyta; Magnoliopsida; Magnoliales; Magnoliaceae.